AUGACAACAUUAAAAAAGGAUGAAAUUUUGCUGCUUUUUGAUGUAGACGGAACCUUAACCAUUCCACGGUCAACUGUAACACCUGAUUUUGAAGAGUUCCUAUACAAUGAAAUCAAACCACGAGCUACCAUCGGUAUCGUGGGCGGCUCGGAUCUUGAAAAAAUGUUUGAACAACUGAACGGACGCAAAAUUCUGGAAAAGUUUGAUUUUGUCUUUCCCGAGAAUGGUUUGGUCCAGAUCGACAAGGGUCAGGAAGUUGGCAAACAAAAUAUAAUCAAACAUUUGGGCGAAGAUACUCUUCAGGGCUUCAUAAAUUUUGUAUUACGUUAUUUAUCGGAAUUGAAGUUGCCAUUUAAAAGAGGUACAUUCUUGGAAUUUCGCAAUGGAAUGAUGAAUAUUUGUCCCAUUGGAAGGCAAUGUUCGAGGGAAGAACGUAAUAUAUUUGCCGAAUAUGAUAAGGAACACCAUGUGCGCAGCAAAAUGAUUGAGGUGCUGAAAAAAGAGUUUGCUGAUGUGGAUUUAACAUACAGCAUUGGAGGGCAAAUCAGCUUCGAUGUUUUCCCUAAAGGCUGGGACAAAACGUAUUCCUUGCGCUACAUUGAGGCCAAUUAUAAAUUUAAGGAAAUUCAUUUCUUUGGCGAUAAAACCGAUCCCGGUGGCAAUGAUUACGAAAUUUUUAUCGAUCCUCGUACCAUUUCACACAAGGUGCAGAGUCCCGAUGAUACCAAACGCAUAUUGCAAGAAAUAUUCGGGUUAAACUAA
Molecule: messenger RNA, 762 nt
Organism: Musca vetustissima
Lineage: Eukaryota; Metazoa; Arthropoda; Insecta; Diptera; Muscidae
Product: phosphomannomutase-like
Exons: 1
Coding region: 1-762 (253 amino acids)
Biological process (GO): protein N-linked glycosylation; GDP-mannose biosynthetic process; mannose metabolic process
Cellular component (GO): cytosol
Molecular function (GO): phosphomannomutase activity
Source: RefSeq, a predicted model, not a curated record